Penicillium crustosum is the source of this 714-nucleotide messenger RNA. RefSeq names its product MMtag domain-containing protein. Bases 1 to 714 code for a protein of 237 amino acids. The transcript has 3 exons. Lineage: Eukaryota; Fungi; Ascomycota; Eurotiomycetes; Eurotiales; Aspergillaceae. The record is from RefSeq and is a predicted model, not a curated record.
AUGGAUUUGGUUGCUGGUGUACGCAAAGAAGGCAGCCGCGGCGGCCGCAAUGAGUUCAAAUGGUCCGACGUCCAGAGUUCCGCGCACCGCGAGAACUAUCUAGGCCACUCAGUAAUGGCCCCAGUCGGCAGAUGGCAGAAAAAUCGAGAUCUUGCCUGGUAUGCCAAGGGAGACGAAGAUGAGGAAGAACGAAUCCGGAAAGAGCGAGAGGAACUUCAACGUGUCAAGGAGGCCGAGGAGGAAGCAAUGGCCGUCGCUCUGGGCCUCCCGAAGAAGAGAUGCCAGAUGCUGCAACAAGGGAAAAAGACCACCGCUCCAGUCACCGACACAGACGCGAGCGAACCCGAAGCCCGCGACGGGAAAGGCGACAUGACCGGGGCGACGAUUCUACACGUGACAAGGAUCGCAGACACCGCAGACAUCAUGACGACCGAGAGCGCCACCAUCGCACCCAUCGUCAUAGAUCAAGAUCUCGCGGUCGAGACCACUACAGACGGCGCUCAGCGUCCCGUUCUAGGAGUCGACCCAGCCGAAAAGACGAGGAACACCAGAAAAGACGACGGAUGGAGCGCAGCUACUCACCAGCUGAGCGCCGGCGACACCCCGAACGCAGACGAGACCGAGAUGACCAUGACCGCCAUUGAGCUACAGACUAGGGAUAUCAAUUGUUACAUUAGCUUGGCGUUGGAGGAAAUCGAUUCAAAUAUUGGAUAA